This is a messenger RNA of Rhodamnia argentea, 1184 nucleotides long. RefSeq names its product putative methyltransferase DDB_G0268948. Gene Ontology annotation, molecular function: S-adenosylmethionine-dependent methyltransferase activity. Lineage: Eukaryota; Viridiplantae; Streptophyta; Magnoliopsida; Myrtales; Myrtaceae. The transcript is spliced from 3 exons. The record is from RefSeq and is a predicted model, not a curated record. Bases 223 to 933 code for a protein of 236 amino acids.
AGGAAAACAGGUAGUGCCAGCGCUACUCAGAGUCAACUUUGGAUCCUUUAGCUUGAUAAAGCGCAGACGUCUCUCUAUCUUGUAUAUAAAACCAACACCAAGGAUCCUUGGAAACAAUGUGACCGGAGUAUCAGAAGCUGUUCAGACAUGGCGGGUCUAUUUGACAAGCAGGCAGAGACCUACCUCCAAGCGAGGCCAACUUAUCCAAGUGAGUGAUACUCGAUGCUUGCCGCCCGCACCUCUCAUCACUCUCUGGCUUGGGAUGUCGGUACCGGCAACGGUCAAGCUGCUCUUGGCGUCGCAGAGCAUUACGAGCAAGUGAUAGCAGCUGACGUUAGCGAAGGUCAACUAAGUUUCGCAAUGUCACAUCCUCGGGUUCGCUACGUGCACACUCCAGAAUCCAUGACAGAGGAUGAAAUGGUGGCCCUGAUGGGUGGCGAAAAUCGGGUCGAUCUGAUCACCGUUGCUACCGCGGCGCACUGGUUUGACCUUACAAAAUUUUACAAGCUGGCCAAACGCCUUCUGCGUAAGCCAGGAGGUAUAAUAGCCGUUUGGGCUUAUAAUGACAUAGACGUUAGUCCGGAAUUCAACACCAUAAGUGAGCGCCUCCGCGAAAAAUUUUCGCACUUCCGUUCCGCGGAUGCCAAGUACGCAGUUGAAGGGUAUAGAAAUCUUCCCUUUCCUUUUGAGAGUGUGGGUUUAGGACAUGAGGGACAACCAAUGCAACUCGAGAUUCCAAAGGAGCUCCUGUUCGAAGGGUACCUGAAAAUUGCCAAAUCAACAUCAACAUUUGAGUUAGCCAAGGAACAAGGGGUGGAUUUGUUAUCGGAAGAAGUGAUUGAAGAGCUUGAGAGUUCUUGGGGAGGGCCUAGUAAGGUCAGAACUGUCACCUACAAGGCUUUCAUGCAUGCAAGAACAGUCACAAAAAAUUAAACUGGUAUACGACAAAUGUCAAGGUUGGAACCGGUUCAUCCACUUAUCUGCAUAACUGCUGAACAGAGCAUGAGUAUAAUGGCCGAGAUAAGUCUCGACUAAAUGCUUCGAAUAAAUGGUCAAGUUGCAACGUACUUUUGCCGAGACAAACGCAUGUUCGCAAAUUGAUCUCUGAGAGAAGAAAUCAUGGUGCGAUAGAGUAGAUUCUUGAGGCAACCAAAUGUUUACGGCAUAAGAAAAGGGUAACGAUA